Molecule: messenger RNA, 2568 nt
Organism: Tripterygium wilfordii
Lineage: Eukaryota; Viridiplantae; Streptophyta; Magnoliopsida; Celastrales; Celastraceae
Product: DNA gyrase subunit B, chloroplastic/mitochondrial-like
Exons: 21
Coding region: 43-2250 (735 amino acids)
Biological process (GO): DNA topological change
Cellular component (GO): chromosome
Molecular function (GO): DNA topoisomerase type II (double strand cut, ATP-hydrolyzing) activity; ATP binding; DNA binding
Source: RefSeq, a predicted model, not a curated record
UUUAUCCUGUUUUUACAGUCAAAAUCGAAACUCCCAAACUUCAUGGCGCUUAUUUCGAGAUUGAGACCUCACUCUUCUCAUCUUCUUCCCCUUCGCGUGCUCCUCAUGUCCUCUCAUUCUCCUUCUCCUGCUCGAUUCCUUCAUUCGCACUCUUCUCUCACUUUUCUAUGUCGCCCUUCCGUCGUUUCCACUCGAAGGACGAAUUAUCCACUGAAGAGGGUUUACACUCAAUUAUUAGUUCGAAAUGUGUCUCCGGCUAGGGCAUUCAUGUCAUCUAGCAUCGCAACUGAAGCUUUUAAAGAGAGUUCGAGCUCAAAGUCAUAUGGGUCUGAGCAAAUCCAGGUGCUGGAGGGACUGGAUCCUGUUAGGAAAAGGCCAGGAAUGUAUAUUGGUAGCACGGGACCCCGUGGUUUGCAUCAUUUGGUUUAUGAAAUAUUGGAUAAUGCCGUUGAUGAGGCUCAAGCUGGAUAUGCUUCAAGAAUAAAUGUUGUCUUACAUUCAGAUGGCUCUGUGAGCAUUGUUGACAAUGGACGUGGGAUUCCUACCGACUUGCAUCCAGUGACAAAGAAAUCUUCCUUGGAGACAGUUUUAACGGUCUUACAUGCUGGUGGCAAAUUUGGAGGUUCUAGUAGUGGCUAUAGCGUCUCUGGUGGAUUGCAUGGUGUGGGUUUAUCAGUUGUUAAUGCCUUAUCUGAGGCAUUAGAAAUUAUUGUCUGGCGUGAUGGGAUGGAGUAUUCACAGAAAUAUUCUCGUGGGAAGCCCGUAACAACUUUAAUGUAUAACGUGCUUCCAGCUGAAUCAAAGGAUCAGAAGGGAACAAGCAUCAAAUUUUGGCCUGACAAAGAAGUAUUCACUACCGAAAUUCAGUUUGAUUACAACACAAUUUCUGGAAGAAUUAGGGAGCUUGCUUUCUUAAAUCCAAAGCUUAUAAUCACUCUUCAAAAGGAGGACAUUGACCCAGAGAAAAAUCAGUAUAAUGAAUAUUUUUAUGCCGGGGGAUUGGUUGAAUAUGUGAAGUGGCUAAAUACUGACAAGAGACCGCUUCAUGACAUUGUAGGCUUCAGUAAAGAAGCAUCUGGAAUUACAAUUGAUGUAGCUCUCCAAUGGUGUGCAGAUGCAUAUUCUGAUACUAUGCUGGGAUAUGCUAAUAGCAUACGUACUGUUGAUGGUGGCACUCAUAUAGAUGGUGUUAAGGCUUCGUUAACCCGAACUCUCAAUAACCUAGCAAAGAAGUCAAAAAUUAUCAAGGAUAAGGAAAUUAAUUUAAGUGGUGAACAUGUAAGAGAGGGGUUAACAUGCAUUAUCUCAGUUAAAGUUCCAAAUCCAGAGUUCGAAGGGCAGACAAAGACAAGGUUGGGAAAUCCAGAGGUACGGAAAGUGAUUGAUCAAUCUGUUCAAGAGUAUCUCAUGGAGUACCUGGAGUUGCAUCCAGAUGUUCUUGACUCGAUCCUUUCCAAGUCUCUAAAUGCGCUAAAGGCAGCUUUGGCAGCAAAGAGAGCAAGGGAAUUGGUGAGACAAAAGAGUGUUUUGAGAUCAUCGUCUCUUCCAGGAAAACUGUCAGAUUGCUCGUCGACAAAUCCUGAAGAAUCUGAAAUUUUUAUCGUUGAAGGAGAUUCAGCUGGUGGAAGUGCCAAACAAGGCCGGGAUAGACGUUUUCAGGCUAUUCUUCCCCUGAGGGGCAAAAUUUUGAACAUUGAAAGAAGGGACGAGGCAGCAAUGUACAAAAAUGAAGAGAUUCAAAAUCUCAUCCUUGGCCUUGGCCUUGGAGUAAAAGGUGAGGAUUUUAAGGAGGAGGCUUUGCGUUACCAUAAGAUCAUCAUCUUAACUGAUGCAGAUGUGGAUGGUGCUCAUAUUCGAACUCUGCUACUGACAUUUUUCUUUAGAUAUCAGAGAGCCCUAUUUGAUCAAGGUUACAUUUAUGUUGGUGUUCCACCCCUUUACAAGGUUGAGAGGGGAAAGCAGGCCUAUUAUUGUUAUGAUGAAGCAGAACUGAAAAACCUUCAGAGAUCAUUCCCUCACAAUGCAUCGUAUAAUAUUCAGAGAUUUAAAGGAUUAGGAGAGAUGAUGCCUCUACAAUUAUGGGAAACAACAAUGGAUCCAGAGAGAAGGCUGCUGAAACAGUUGAGAGUUGAGGAUGCAGCAGAAGCAAAUGUUGUCUUUUCGUCCCUCAUGGGUUCCCGGGUGGACACCCGGAAAGAACUUAUCAAGAAUGCUGCCAGCAUGAUCAACCUCAAUCAGCUAGAUAUUUGAGGGUACCGUUGCUUAGGGACGAUCAAGUUUUAUAUUGCGUGAUGUUAGGGUUACCCCUUAUUGUGAUCUCUGGUUCGUUCUUCAUGGGCGUCAUUUUGUCAAAAGUACCUAGCGCCCCUGCUCACGCAAUUAAUUUUUCUGUAAUAGCAGGCGUGAAAUGUUUGGAUGUUGUUUUGAAGGGUUAUGUAUUUACUUGUACGAGAAGCUGUAAUUUCCCAUUCAUGGUUCACGUUGGUGUCUGUUUAGGUUAUCCCCCAUACUCUGUCUUCAGAGUUGUGAAUUCUCAUUUCUUUGCCUAAGGAUCAGUCAUUCAUAUUA